AUGGUACCUUCCUUCGAGUUUUUCCGGGCCCACUUGACGUGGGAGUACCUGACGACUGUCGACAAAAAGAGUCUGUACUGGGACGUAACGUUCGUGGCCUUCCCGCCCCCUCUAUAUCGGCUACCGCCAGUACCGGACAGAGCACCGCGGCUCUUCAAGCUCGUGCGCCGCUUUCCCGUUCCCUUGUCCAGCAGGGAUUUCUUCAUGCGUAUGCACCUCGAUGGGCUUGCUGUGAUGGCUCGGCUACACCGAAAAGACAUCUAUGCCCCCUGGUCGGUGAACAGCGAUUUUUGCGGAGCCGCCCAAACUCUGCAGCAUGCCCUCGUCCGCGGCUCCGACGCUUACCUUUUUUGGGACAAGAUGACGAUGUUCCGGCUGAAGGCGGCUUUUGACGUAGAGUGGGCUAACCUUAAGUACCCCGAUCUCGGGGAGAGGGACACCUCGCGUUUGAGGAAACACAGAUGCCGGUCCGCGUCGUCAGUGCUUUCCCUCAAAGACAUCCACAGGUCGCUGGCUCUUGCACACGCUGCUCAUGAAAAGGACGCUGCAGGCAGAAGGCAGUGGGAGGUGUCGCCCGACAGAGUACUUCAAAUCACCAGGUCCUAUCGAAGCAACGAACGUCAAGAUGACGCCAGCGAAACGACAACCGUCUCAGGACGGAGAGUACAUUCCAGGCAAGGCCACGGGGCUUCCCAAGCCUUCCUCAACGAAGCAGCUACUGAUGCAGCAGCCCUGGAUGAAAAGUCCAGGAGCAAAGUGCUCAGCGACAACGACGUGGCCUCUCAUCUUAGGGCAGGCCACCAAGCUCUGUCCGCUCGUGGACUCGAUAGAGGGCACCAGGAGAGGUCAUCAGAAGCUGCGGAUCAAGACAGACGUGGUCAAACGGCUGGGGAUGUGCAAGAUUCGAAGGAUACUAAGAAGGAAGAAUACGGUGCACAAAUUUUCCCCGGGAGGUACCCGCCAUCACGGUACCGCCCGAAGACCUCGCUGAGGCUAGAGGGUGCCCAAGAAUACGUUACGACUAGUUCCGACUACUUUUCUGCCAAGCACGUCGACCAGGCAGCAGCUGGGGCAUUUAAAGACGCUCGUUUGAAGAAGGCAUCGAGUUCCCGAGGUCAGGCGCACCGGCCCAAAACAAGUCUGUGGUUUGAAGGCAAGUCACACUUCUCGACUACGGCCUCGGAUGACUUCAAGGCCUGGGAGCAGACAGAGGCGGUGACCCGGCAUCUUCGGCCCCGAAGGUUCGACGAUCCAAUUUACGAUGUGGAAGUUGCCGAAACUGAGGGUGACUCCAAGAAAAGACGGACAGAAGCUGACGUUACUGAAGCCGCAGAAUCACUUGUAACCAGCCAGGAACCACACAUUGAAACAAGAGAACAGCAAGAGCAGGACCUGUCACACCUGAGUACUCAGAAGAUUGGAAUCGAAGAUGCAGCCAGACUGGAGAUGCAGGAAUAUGGUGUGGCGCCCGAGGACCCUACAAGCCGGAAGAAAUCAACAAGAACAAAAAAGAAAACAGCCGGUUCUAGACCGACUAAAGAAAAAAGGAAAUCAACGCACGGGACAUCAAUGGCAAAUAUGGAAGCAUAUUUUCAUCCGGAUGUACCGAUACCAUUCUACCCCAAGGACAACCUUCGAAUGGCUUCCGGAGAAAUGGAUCUGCAUACCACCAACGAAAUGGAGUACUGCAAGAAGAAAAUGGAGCGCGUGAGGCCCGUAAAGCCUAAAUCAUUGUCCAAAUUGUUCGGAAACAGCAGCGGCUGCAGUUCGGCCGACAGUGACCCAUGCGCUGCUGCCUUGCGGAAAGGAAGGCGGCACUUGCGAGAGAAGGACUCUCACUUCAUCGAAGACGCAGACGACCAUUGGCAAGCAGCUGGGCUGGUUGCGGGUCACAGAGAAACUAGAACUCAGCCAGACAUUGACCAAGUCAUGCAGAAGCGGAGGUUCAAAGGCCGCAGAAAGCCCUACUUCCCAGAAGAGAACUUGAGGUUAGAGGGACCCACCAGCUACAAGACGACCAACAGCGAGGCCUACAAGAACCAUGACACCCGGGGAACGGCAGCGGCGCCACGACGACCGCAGAGCCACGAGGUUUUCCAAAAGUACACGGCGACAGAGGACGAGUUAAGGAGGAUUAAGAAUGGCGACAAGAGCAAGACACAUAUCUCACUUUUUGGCAGGAAAGAUUCCACAGAACUGAUAGCGGAAAUCCAGGGUCUCCUUAGUCCCCAGGGCAAGCGUAAGAAUGAAAAGAAAAGCAAGCCCGGUUCUGAGGUUCAUGAGGAUGCCAGAGCUUCAAAGGCAUCAUUAAAAACGAUUCAAGGACGUGGCAGAGAAAACGCUGCAACAACUGCCACGCAAACGAUUGCUGAAGAGGGUGAAUCUCAGAGAGGCCAUCCACAUUACGAAGCAGGCGAUUCACAUAAGCGUUCAGUUAACAUCGAGAAUUUCAGAAAGCAAAAGAGCAGUUUUGAAAAACGAAUCGAGCAGACGAAAGACUUUACAGCUGAUCUCUCAAAAGUGCUUGAAGAAGGAGCUGAAGAAGGCUUCUUAAAACUGGGCGAUACCCGAUAUGUAAGAGCCACUAAUAAAAACGAUGUCCCACAGCAGGCAGAAAUCACAGAGAGAAGCCAGGCGCAGGUUGAGGAAACUACAGCAGUUAAAGAAUCAGUAAAACAAGUUUUACAGGGGAGGGAAACACUUGGACCGGAAGCUGAGGCUGAAACUCAUGGGCAGGUAUUCGAAAGGCCUGCACCAGUACGACCGGAGACGUCACUUCGAGUUGUGGAUGGUGAGAAUGGCCGGGACUUCACAACGACCACUGCCGAUGCUUUCAAAGACAGUCUUGGAGACUCCUUUCAACCCCGAAAGCCAUACUACCCAAAGCCGAAUAUCACCUCCGAGGGACACAUGACGUUCGAUACCAGCAAUCAGAACGAAUACGCUCCCAAGACAGUGAUUGAAGUACCUGUCCCGGUUCGUCCAGUGUCGACGUUGAAACUGAGCGGAGACAGUUCUUCUUAUGUGGUUAGAAACGAAGACAAAAUUGGCUACUCUAAAGAAGUCCCAUCAUCCGUAGAAGCUCGCUACCCUAUCAGAAAACCAGAAUCGAGCAUAGUUCUCGGUGAAGACACCAUAGACUACCACACCACUUCGCAAGCGGAGUACAAGAAAUGGGAACACGAGCAAAGACGCUACGCAGAGCGAGUAGAAGAAAAUUACAGGAAAACAAAGCGGGACAGGUUCAAAACUUACACACGACCAAAAGGUGCUGACCCUAAAUCGGACAAACAACAUCGGCCGUUCGGUGACGUCUUAACCACAACGCAAGCUGCCUUCAAACCAGUGACGGUCGAACGUCCUCAGCCAUUCAGACCCACGUCUAACCUCAAGAUUCGCAACGAACAGUGUUCCACAGAGAUGUCAACCACGACCAGAGAAACCUUCAAGAAGGUCACUCCGACGGCCAGAGUCAAGCCUAUCAAGAGAGAACCAUGUCUGCGCAAACUUGGCGAGGAUGAUGACCCGAUGCCCAAGACGACCACGUCGGGCGAAGCCUACUGCGAGGUCAAGAUUCCUCCGAAACCCGAGCCCUAUCGGCCUUCGGACAACCUGAAGGUGACCGGAGAAAUGACCUUCUCGACCACCACCCAGGACUCCUUCACCUCACGGAGCCACAGAAAGAACGUCGAAGUCGUCGAGCGGACGAAGCCAGUCAAGAGGGAAGCGGUCGUCAAGGACAUCAUCUUUCCGGCGCCUGAGGCAGUGUCCUCUCCGGGUAGUCGGGGCUCCGGACGUAAGGAUGACUCAGCACAAGUUUUAAGAUCAGUGGAAAACGUAAGAGAACGCGACUCGUUCACGCGGUUGCGGAAGCCAUCCCGCGACAGACCGCAGACCAGCCAGAAGGUGGGGGAGGGUGAGUUCCAUCACGUGACCUCUUCGAUGGCGGAGCAUCAGGACCGGGCUGCCAAGCACUGGAAGUAUUCAAGAGUAGCAGAACUGUCCGGGGCGUCUACGGACGAGUGUCCUGCCGCUUUUCUCAACACGGACAAAUCGGAGUACGUUUUUAAGGAAGUGAUUGGCGAACAUAGGUUUUAUCUGCCUGCAGUGCAGUGAGAGAUAGGCUACCAUAUCUCAAGUAUCCAAUUUUCACCUGACAAAUUAGGAGCAGAUCAGUUUUUCAAUGAACCAACGGAUGAGUGUAAUGGGUAUACCAGCCGAAUUUCAUGGUCUACAAGAAGCGGUGCACAUUUUACAGAUGGAGCAACGUAUCUGUAGAUUACAAGCAGCUGCUUCUUGCUACCGGUUUAACCACCAGGGUCCUUACUAUAGCGGCUACGGUUUCCUUGAAAUAGUUUUAAGUAACCGCUUGGUAGAAGAAUAAAA
This is a messenger RNA of Ixodes scapularis (black-legged tick), 4386 nucleotides long. RefSeq lists its product as uncharacterized. Gene Ontology annotation, biological process: microtubule anchoring. Gene Ontology annotation, molecular function: microtubule binding. The coding region runs from base 1 to 4116 and encodes 1371 amino acids. NCBI's taxonomy places the organism in Eukaryota, Metazoa, Arthropoda, Arachnida, Ixodida, Ixodidae. The transcript is spliced from 3 exons. The record is from RefSeq and is a predicted model, not a curated record. Gene Ontology annotation, cellular component: cytoskeleton; centriole; ciliary basal body.